CGUGGGGAGGAGCUGGAGGAGGCGGAGCGGAGCGGAGCGAGCCGGGCCGGCCGGGAGAACCUCUCCUUCCCCCGCCGCCUGCGCGGGGCCACCCCGGGGCGCAGGGUCGGCUCAGGCCGGCCUCGGUGCGGGAGCCGGGGGCCGCCGGGGCGGGAUGGGGGAGUUCCAGGUGCACCGGGUGCGGUUCUUCGCCUACGUGCCCGCGGGGAUCCGCUGCGUGGCUCACAGCCCCCGCUCCGCCCGCCUCGCCCUGGCCCGCACGGACGGCGCCCUCGAGGUCUACAACUUCGCUGCGAACUACUUCCAGGAAAAGGGUAUCCCAGGCCAUGAGACGAGAUCCACAGAGGCGCUGUGCUGGACAGCUGGGGAUCGGCUCUUCGGAGCAGGCCUGGGCGGCGACAUCAGCGAGUAUGAUUUAGAGAAGCUGCGAGUCAAGUACUCCCUGGAUGGCUUUGGGGGCCCCAUCUGGAGCAUGGCGGCUGAUCCCAGUGGCACUCAGCUAGCAGUUGGCUGUGAGGACGGGUCAGUGAAGCUUUUCCAAGUCUUGCCUGAUAAAAUCCAGUUUGAGAGGAGCCUGGACCGGCAGAAAGGACGUGUCAUGUCCCUCUCCUGGCAUCCCUCUGGGACCCGCAUUGCCGUUGGCUCCAUCGACCUUCUCCGAGUCUUCGACGUCAAAUCAGGCCAUGCCAUCCAGCGGAUCCUGGUGGACCGGCGCCUGCAGGGGCUGUACAGCCGCGAGUGCGUGGUGUGGAGUGUGGCGUUCCUGUCCAACGGCACCAUCGUCAGCUCCGAUUCGGUGGGGAAGGUGCAGUUCUGGGACUCGGAGAAAGGAACCCUCCUGGAGACCCACCCAGUCAGCAGCUCGGCUGUGCUGUGUCUCGCUGUGUCUGAGGAGGAAGACAGCAUCGUGGUGGGCACUUCGGAGGGGGCAGUGUACCAGUUCCAGCUGCUGCCGGUGAAGUGGGGCAGUGCUGAGAGCAAGUGGGUGCGGACGAAGCCGUUCCAGCAUCACACCCAUGACGUGCGGGCCGUGGCACACAGCGCGACAGCACUCAUCUCUGGAGGCCUGGAUGCCCAGCUGGUGAUCCGCCCGCUCAUGGAGAAGGUGCAUGGAAAGGGCUAUGAUGCUGCCCUCCGGAAAUUCACCUUCCCCCAUCGACGCCUCGUCUCAUGCGCUAAGAAGGCCGGGCUCCUCCUCUUCCAGUUCCCCCAACACCUGGAGCUCUGGAGACUCGGAGCUACCAAUUCAGCAGGGAAGGAUGGUGAUAUCCUGCCAGUUUCCCGUGCCCCUGAGCACUUGCUGCAGCUGAAGAGCAAGGGCCCGGAGCACAUCUGUUGCAGCUGCAUCUCGCUGUGUGGCAGCUGGAUCGCCUAUUCCACGGCCUCCAGGCUUCAUCUGCACAGAGUGCACUUGGAGAACGGCAGCGUCAGUGUCAAGAGGGUCUCCAAGGUGCCCAAGCUGCUGUGCUCAGCCCACCAGCUCCUGUGCUCCGCCGACUCCACCAGUCUGUUCGUGGCCUCCGAUCAGGGUGCCGUUCAUGUCCUCAAGCUCCUGGAGCCAGGGGGCUGCGGGCACCUGCAGACCCUCCGCCCAAACUCAGGAAGCACCGAGGCUGUGUACCUGCUGGCAGCGAGCGCGGACGGGGACUGGCUGGCUGCCGCUGGUGGGGACUGGGAGAUCAACGUCUACAGCCUGAGACACUUCAAGCCCCACUGCACGGUGCCUGCCUACAACUGCGCGGUGACUGCCCUAGCCAUUCACCCCGUGACCAAUAACCUCGUCAUCACCCACUCGGACCAGCAGGUGUUUGAGUUCAGCAUCCCCGACAGAGAAUACACCACGUGGAGCAGGAAGGUGCAGCAGCACGGGCUGCAUAAGGGUUGGCUGGAGCGGGACAUGCCCAUCACCCAUAUCGCCUUUAACCCCAAGCAGCCAACGCACAUCCUCCUCCAUGACACACACAUGUUCUGCAUCCUCGACAAGUCACUGCCUCUCCCCGACGAUGCAACCCCGCUGAUGAAUCAGACUAGCUUGAAGCAACUCUCAGAGAAGGCCAGGCGGGGCCAUGCUCACGCCUUCAAGAUCUGCAAAAAGUACCAGGGUCUUGGGCAGUAGAGGUAGAUGCUCAGCUGCCCCAGGGUCUGGUGCUGCGUUGGAGCUGCGUCUGUUAGAUGUUCUGACGAGCUUGUGGCUUAACUCUGAGCAGCCACCCCCACAUGCAGCUGAUCCGGGCCAAUUCUUCGGCCUGCCUGGGUGCCUCCGGGAGAGGCUCGGAGUCCUGCUGAGAGGGCCUGAGACAGCACUUGUGCCCCGGUGUUUCUGACCUGAAAUCUCUCAUGCUUAGGAGGGUGAGGGGGGUGGUAUUGCUCCUCUUUCAGCUCCUCCCCAGCAGGACAGACCUCUGGGAUCUCCCAGGCUCGCUUACCAGCUGCUGGGUGUGCAUUUCUAUGAAGCACGUCCCUUCUGCCUGCUCUGUCGCACAGACCUCUUGAACCAAGCCAGAGCUGCCUUGCUGGAGGCUGGUCACUACGGAGCAGUAUGUGCCCAUCCCAUUGACCUUAUACAGCAGUAGGUUGAGAGGACUUGAUUUGAGGUUAUGGGGCUGCCUGGUGUAGGGAAUUGCAGGGUUUCAGAGGAUCUUAGGCUGACGACUGCUCGUGUUCCUGGACCCUGUGGCUAGGAACUGGUCUGGCAAGGCUGCUGGAGAGUUGAUUCAUGUUACUGCAGCGGCUCCUGGAUGCACUUCUUG
Messenger RNA from Chrysemys picta bellii (western painted turtle), 2750 nucleotides. It is a transcript of the gene UTP4, whose product is annotated as UTP4 small subunit processome component. Gene Ontology annotation, molecular function: RNA binding; protein binding. The record is from RefSeq and is a predicted model, not a curated record. Gene Ontology annotation, cellular component: 90S preribosome; t-UTP complex; small-subunit processome. Gene Ontology annotation, biological process: maturation of SSU-rRNA from tricistronic rRNA transcript (SSU-rRNA, 5.8S rRNA, LSU-rRNA). Lineage: Eukaryota; Metazoa; Chordata; Testudines; Emydidae.